CCGACAUUUAUUUUUUUUUUAAAAUAGAGUUUUCUCCUUUCACACUAGUGGAGAGUUUAGGGCACUCAUUUCCCCCAAAUUGGCUAACAUUCGAAGAUGGCAGUCGCUAAUUUGCAGAGAUUCGCCUCACGAAUCGCACGAAACCCUUCGAUUUUUUCUAUUACUCGAUCCUCCGCAUCCUCAUGUUCGUCCCGCUCCGGCUCCGCCAAAGUCGCCGAUCGGAUCGUCAAGCUCUUCGCCGUUGACCCUGAGGGCUGUAAACGGGAGAUUAUAGGUCUGUCGGGUCAAACUCUGCUCAAAGCUCUAACCAACCACGGGUUAAUCGACCCGGAUUCUCAUCGCCUUGAAGACAUUGAUGCGUGUUCCUCCGAGUGUGAGGUGCACAUUGCUCAAGAAUGGCUCGAGAAGCUUCCAAAAGCUUCUUACGAUGAGCAGUAUGUGCUGAAGAGGAACUCUAGGGCUAGGGUUUUGAACAAGCAUUCUAGGCUGGGUUGUCAGGUGGUCCUCUCACCGGAGCUUCAAGGAAUGGUUGUGGCAAUUCCUGAGCCUAAGCCAUGGGAUAUCCCAUAAAAGGUGAAAAUGAAUAGUUUUCUAUGUCUGUGAACUGGAAUUUUAGUGCUUUGAGUUAAUAAGAUGUGGAACUUUUGGUACUUGAUAGGCAAUUUCUGUCAAAAUUGUCUGAAAGUUGACAACUUUGUUCGUUUUUUUAAAUGAAUACUUUCCCGAUCCUGUAUGAGUUAUUUUUAAUAUCAAUCUGUCUUUGGUGGUUUGACGACA
This is a messenger RNA of Solanum pennellii, 777 nucleotides long. RefSeq names its product putidaredoxin-like. The record is from RefSeq and is a predicted model, not a curated record. The transcript has a single exon. Gene Ontology annotation, biological process: P450-containing electron transport chain. Gene Ontology annotation, cellular component: mitochondrion. Gene Ontology annotation, molecular function: 2 iron, 2 sulfur cluster binding. Bases 97 to 570 code for a protein of 157 amino acids. NCBI's taxonomy places the organism in Eukaryota, Viridiplantae, Streptophyta, Magnoliopsida, Solanales, Solanaceae.